AUGCAUCUCCAACGUGCCCUCCUUGCUCUCGCUUUCUCCCUCUCCCUCCCUGCCGCAACCCUCGCUACCUCUGAAUUCGACAGCCAGUGCUUCUCCGACCCUGGUGCCCUCCAAAGCCAGGGCAGCUACAAUUUUCAAUCCCCGGGUUACUGCCAGGCCCAAUGCCGGAAGGGCCACUUUACCGUCGCGGCACUGAGCAAGGGAACCGAUUGCUGGUGCGGACAUGAAAUGCCCCCAAAAGACAAGCAGGUCAAGGACAGCAAGUGCAAUAUCGCCUGUGCGGGAUGGCCCGAAGAUAAAUGUGGCGGCCACGACGCCUGGAGUAUUUUCUCAACCGGCAACCCAGAAAGUGGCAUGGCCAAUAAUGACCCCAUCAGCGCUUCGACUGCUGCAGGCGGGAUUGUCGUCGCUCCCACGGGCGCCACAGCCACGGCAGCCAGCAAUAUCCUCACAGCACCCGCUACCGCAAAAACAACAGCUGCCGCUGCGUCCGGCUCCGCGGCGGCUUCGUUAACGCUGGCUACGUCAUCCUCCAGGGCAACGACCACAGUGACACCGGCCAAUGCAGCGGAUACAGUCCGCGCCGGUUCGUCGGUGAUAGGGAUUGCAUUUGCGGCGUUGGGGUUGCUGCUGUGA
Molecule: messenger RNA, 636 nt
Organism: Penicillium lagena
Lineage: Eukaryota; Fungi; Ascomycota; Eurotiomycetes; Eurotiales; Aspergillaceae
Product: WSC domain-containing protein
Exons: 2
Coding region: 1-636 (211 amino acids)
Source: RefSeq, a predicted model, not a curated record